GCGACGAAAGCCGGAAGAGGGAGGUGGUGGGAUUGUGCGCGAACCUCGGUGGUGGCAGGGAGGGCCUGCGAAGUUGUCAUGGCCGCUGCUACCGAGCUUAGUAGCCCGAGCAGCAGUGACAGAAGCUUGGAACAAAGCUGCAGCUCCAACCUCUCCCGGGAGGUGCUUUGCGAAAUCUUUCGGUCCCUGCACACCCUGGCCGAACAGCUUAACCUCAGAGAUGAUGUGGUGAAAAUUACAAUCGAUUGGAAUAAGCUCCAGAGCCUCUCAGCAUUCCAGCCUGCAUUGCUCUUUAGUGCACUUGAGCAACACGUUUUAUAUUUACAGCCUUUUCUAGCAAAACUUCAGCCUCUGAUUAAAGAGGAGACUAAAACUACUAUUGAAGAAACAGGAAAAACAGAAACGGGGAACAAGAAUGAAUUAAAUGCCACAUUUCCCAAUGGUGACCUACAAGAGGAAGAAAAGCACAAAGAUCAUGAUUUAGGAGAUGUGAAAAAAACACAGAUCCAUUUUGAUCCAGAAGUAGUUCAAAUAAAGGCUGGAAAAGCAGAAAUUGACAGACGAAUAUCUGCAUUCAUUGAAAGAAAGCAAGCUGAAAUCAAUGAAAACAACGUCAGAGAAUUUUGCAAUGUUAUUGAUUGUAAUCAAGAAAAUAGUUGUGCAAGAACUGAUGCUGUUUUUACCCCUUUCCCUGGAUUUAAAAGUCAUGUAAAAGUUUCUAGAGUUGUGAAUACAUAUGGACCACAGACUAGACCUGAAGGAAUUCAAGGGUCAGGUCAUAAACCUAACAGCCUGCUUCGAGAUUGUGGUAAUCAGGCAGUAGAAGAACGACUACAAAAUAUUGAGGCUCACUUACGGUUGCAAACAGGUGGUCCAGUGCCAAGAGAUAUUUAUCAGAGAAUUAAAAAACUUGAAGAUAAAAUCCUUGAAUUGGAAGGCACCUCUCCUGAAUAUUUUCAAUCUAUAAACUUUUCUGGAAAAAGAAGAAAAGUUCAGCCACCUCAACAGAACUAUUCACUGGCUGAACUUGAUGAGAAAAUUAGUGCCCUGAAACAAGCCCUGCUCAGAAAAUCAAGAGAAGCAGAAUCCAUGGCAAUUCACCACCUUCCAUGAAAAACUCCUCUUCUCCUUGUCAUUUUGCUUUUGUAUAUACACAUGUAACUUACACUGUAAUUAAACAGAUAUAUAUUUAUCAGUGUAGACUUGUGAAGUCAAGGUUUACUUUCACAUGAGUCCAGAGUUUUGAAAUAAUGAAUGCAUUGAAAAUAGCAUUGUUGGAAUUUAUUCCCUUCUGUUUUAAAGGAGGUACAAUGGAAAUUGAAAAACUUAAUUUGAA
Galeopterus variegatus (Sunda flying lemur) is the source of this 1336-nucleotide messenger RNA. It is a transcript of the gene MBIP, whose product is annotated as MAP3K12 binding inhibitory protein 1. The record is from RefSeq and is a predicted model, not a curated record. Bases 79 to 1113 code for a protein of 344 amino acids. NCBI's taxonomy places the organism in Eukaryota, Metazoa, Chordata, Mammalia, Dermoptera, Cynocephalidae. Gene Ontology annotation, cellular component: cytosol. The transcript has 9 exons.